UGGAAACGAAUGCCUUUGGCAAUGGACUAGAGUCUCAAAAAGAGAUGAAAUACCUAUUGCAGUUGCGGGGAAGGCAGAAAAUCAUUUUUUGGAACAAGAGAGAGAGAAAACGGAAACCAGGGGCAGUGGGAACAGACAAGAAUGAGGCUGUGCCUCUUGUGACUGUGACGAAGAGAAUGAAUUCAUGGCAUAUGUUCCCAGCAUCUGUUGCGGUGACCUGGAGUGGAAGACUUAGCGAGUGCUGGGUAGAGCCAGAGUUUUGCAUUAGCCCAGAAGUCCCCUGACUGUGUACAGCAGUGUUUGGCUGUGGCAAAAUAAGAGGCCGGGUUAGCAUCACGGUAACAUUGGCUGCAGCUGCCGUCGUGCGCGAAGGGAGAAGGGCUUGUUCGCACCAUCUUUGAAGAGGAAAAGAUGAGAUCGGAAGAACUUCUUGGUUGUUCCCACUGGAGGAUGGCAUUUCCAGCCCCUGUUCGUGAUCAGAAAAUGAGCUGUUGUAGUUAGAGCCAGGCCUCUUCCAGAAGAAGGGGGACCCACCUAAAGGGAGUUUGCAACUCAUCAGGACUUUCUGGAGAAAACCGUAAACCCUGAGAUUCAACGGGACCUCAGGCCAAGCAGCACACAGGUAAGGCCUCAUGGAUGAGCUGGUGCACGACCUGGCUUCGGCCUUGGAGCAGACGUCGGAGCAGAACAAACUGGACGAGCUCUGGGAAGAGAUGGCGCUGAGCCCUCGGCAGCAGCGCCGGCAGCUUCGCAAGCGGCGGGGCCGGAAGCGGCGCUCCGAUUUCGCUCACCUGGCAGAACACGCCUGCUGCUACAGCGAGGCCUCGGAGUCCAGCCUGGACGAGGCCACCAAGGACUGUCGGGAGGUGGCCGCCGCAGCCGCCACCGCCAACUUCAGCGACUCUGAUGACACGCUGGUGGCCGGGCGGCACCCCACCCUGGGCGCCACCUUAAAGAGCAAGCAGCAUUCCUGGCCCGAGUCCGACUCCUUUACCGAGAACGCGCCCUGCAGGCCCCUGAGGCGCCGGCGGAAGGUGAAGCGGGUCACGUCGGAGGUGGCCGCUAGCCUCCAGCAGAAACUCAAGGUGUCAGAGUGGACCUACGAGAGGGGCUGCCGCUUCAAGUCGGCCAAGAAGCAGCGACUGUCCCGCUGGAAGGAGAACGCCCCCUGGUCCUCGGCGACUCACGGGCUCUGCGAGUCGGCGGAAAACAGGACCUUUCUCGGCAAGACGGGCCGCAAGGAGAGGAUGGAGUGCGAAGCCGACGAACAGAAACAGGGCUCUGACGAGAACAUGUCAGAAUGUGAAACCAGCAGCGUGUGCAGCAGCAGCAGCGACCCGGGCCUCUUCACCAACGACGAAGGCCGCCAAGGGGAUGAUGAGCAGAGUGACUGGUUCUAUGAAGGAGAAUGUGUCUCCGGAUUCACUCUCCCCAACCUCCUACCCAAGUGGGCACCAGAUCACCGAUCUGAGGUGGAGAGGAUGGACUCGGGCCUCGACAAGCUUUCUGAUUCUACAUUCCUUUUGCCGUCUCGACCGGCCCAAAGAGGGUUCCAUGCACGCUUAAAUCGUCUGCCUGGGGCAGCCGCACGAUGUCUCAGAAAGGGACGGAGGAGACUUGGAGGCAAGGAAAGCAGCCUGAGCAGCCUGGGCCACGAAAGGCUAAGCCACAUCAUAAAUGACCCACGUCAGAAAGAAAAGAACAAAACGUUGCCUUCUGAUUACCCUCACAUCCCUGCCUGUGCACACGAGUUUAAUCCCCUGUCUCCCCUUUACUCUCUGGACGUCCUUGCUGAUGCUUCCCACCGAAGGUGCUUAGCAGCGCACUGUUCUGCCAGACAGACAAGCAUACACUUGGGACCCCUGUGUUCAAGGGACAUCAAGAGGAAACGAAAGCCAACAGCCACAGCGUCUCUUUCCAGUCCAACCACAGCUUUGCCUGUACCCACGGAUGCAGCAGACCCGUCCUCGGCGCCGGCUCAGAGAGCUCUAAACUCCGAAUGGAUGGUCAGAAACCAUGCAGGAGAGAAAGCCACUGGUUCAACCCCAAGCUCCUUUUUUAAAAUGCCACAGGAGAAAAGCCCAGGAUACAGCUAGAGGCAUUUCUGCCUCUCGGGAAGCCAGCUGGAUUGUUCUGUUUUUGUUUUUUGUUUUUCUAAAUGGACUUCGGGCAAUUGGACCCCCAAUACCUUAAAUGGCAAUACCCAUCCGUACACACUCACCUUCAGCAAGAGUGACUUUGUCUCGCUCUUGAAAAUAUCCUACGUGUGAAUCUAUGUAAAAACAAUUGUAUUGUUGGGACACAUCUCUUUUUUACAAAUGUCCCCGCUCUGCUGUAUUUAUUAUGCAGUCAUUCCUGUCCCGACAUCUCCAUUCAGCUUCAGGCCCACAGCCAAUGCUUUUCUGCUACUGUUUGUUGUUGUGAAAACUGGUGACUGCUUGUGCGUAGCCUUUGGCAGGUCCUAUUUUUUGCCCCAGAGGAAGGGGGACUCCGCAGCCACCCCGAACCGAGCCAAGGACAGAGUUAAAACCCGGCCAGGAGCCGUGUUCUGAGGGAGGUAGGAGGCAGGAAACACGCGCCUGGUUUUUCAGACUUGGAAUCUGGAACUUUGUCUCUUUUCAGACCCGAGUGCCAAUGGGACUUAUAUCACCUGACUUCCGAAGAGUAAGGAUCAGCUCAGGGCCUGGCAGCCAGUUCCUCCUUAGUCCCUCCUCCCCUGCUGGGACGGACCGAGUCUUCAGGACCGGCAGUAUUCCGCCUUCAUGUCACAAAAAACCUCCUCCUUCCUGAGCAGGCUUGUUAGAGCAAGGAGAAAAAGUUGGGCCCGCAGCACCACUCAGGUAUUCAUUGAGGUUUUUCUGGAGCAAGCCUGCUAGACAAAGGGAAAUCUCCCCUACUGCCAGGGAGCAAUAGCGUUUAUGUGGCUGGAUUUCCAGGCCGGUAACCAGAGGUAGCCUGCUCUGGUAUCGGCCACUUGGAGUUGGCUUCCAAACAAAAUUCCUGGUGUCCCCUCCUCAUAGUUUCUGUCUGAUUGGAGACCAGGCCACAUCCGCUUUUAGUCCCGCUUACAGACUUCCAGCAGUUCAGUCCCGCUUACAGACUUCCAGUAGCCGGGGGAAAUCCACUGAUUCCAAAUCCAGCCCUUAAAGCACUUCCAGAGUCCCAACAACGGGGACUUCUUUUGUAUUUCUUUGGUGCUUUACACAGUGUAAGAGAGAAUCUAAGCUCUCUGCUUCCCAACUUCAUCCUCCUCUUUCAGGCCACCCCUAGGGAGAGCCUUCCUCCAGCUUCUCUCAUGUCUACAUUGAAAGAGGUGCCGAGAAGGAGCUGACUUCCCACUCCCCUAGCUCCAAAUUGCUUUCCACUCUGCCGUGGGUAAUGGAGAGCACCCUAACUAUUUUCCCUCCUCAGAUUGCACUUCACUUGGCAGUACUGUCAACUCUGGAGAGGCUCAGGGCUCAGCUUUUCUAAUUUAUGCCUCAGAGAGGUUUAUAUAAUAAUGGCAAAUACGGUCUUUUUUUAAUCAUCCCUCCGUAGUGAAUGCCAAAGAGCCACUUGCUUCCUAGGGGCUCCGAAUGCUUUAUGAGCAUUAGCUCCCUGGGUGAAAGAGGCCCAGAAAUGGCCAUUUUAACCAAUUGCCACUAUAACCAAUGGGAAAACAAUCAUAGGGAGGCAAAAUGACUAGCCCAAGGUCAAUAAAUCCAGAGCUAGAAGGCAAGGGUCCUACACCCAGGCCAGAAUUCUAUUCACAGCACCAAACUAUGAAGUGCUCCCGUCUUGGCAGUAUUUGCAGAAAGAACCUCCUUAUUCCUUUGGCUACCUGAUAACUCUCCACGCCACAGUAUAUAUGGGAAGGAGUGUGUAAGGAUACCUGCCCCUUCCCUGGGCCCCAGAUUAGCCUCUUUUUUGAGUGUCUACAUCUCAAUCACAUGCCCUGAUUCUGAGCUGAAUUUAUGGAAAGCUCCUUCAGUGUCACAUGUCCAUUCUGGGUUGUGGGGGUGCUCUGGUGUGAGCAGUUGGAUAAUUCUAAGAGGGGACUCAAGAAAUUCGAAUUAACAAUACCUCAUAAAGAGACAAAAAACAACCUGGGCGCACCUGGGGGAGAGCGGCACUCCAUUAAGCACAGAGGUGCUUUUUAACAGAGUGGUGCGACAGUGCUCCUCCAAUGGGGUGCUGUAUCUGUACGCUUCAGAAAUGAUGGGUUAUUUCUCAGUGUGAUGCUUGGAUUUCCAUUUUCUUUGGUUAAGAGUAACUCUGUGUUCAAGUUUUCUAAAUUUACUUUUUAUUAAAAUAUCACAUGGUUUAAAAGCUAAUCCCAAGGUAUUUCACAUCUGUUUUGGGGUGGACACCUAAAAUGAAAAAAGUAAGUUUUUAGAAAAUCAUCAAGGAAAACUUGAAACAGACUUCAGCCAGAUGCCUUCCAUGGGACUGAACUACUCACAGAAUUACUGGGUCAGUAACUAUGUCUGAUUCUUAAAGUUUCCACUGAGCUCUGUUCAUUUACCCUUAAGGCUGGAUCUGCCUAUGUAAAUCCCAAGCUUUUUGUGUUUCUGAAAUACGUUCAUAAAAACAACCGGGACCUAGUCA
This is a messenger RNA of Ornithorhynchus anatinus (platypus), 4587 nucleotides long. RefSeq names its product G-patch domain containing 2 like (gene GPATCH2L). The coding region runs from base 633 to 2096 and encodes 487 amino acids. NCBI's taxonomy places the organism in Eukaryota, Metazoa, Chordata, Mammalia, Monotremata, Ornithorhynchidae. The record is from RefSeq and is a predicted model, not a curated record. The transcript has 11 exons.